AUGCCUCUCUCUCUCCGUCUCGCUCCCUCUCCGACGGCUUUAGCUCCGAGCACGGGCGGGUUUGGUCCAGUAAGGAAGCAGUGCCGGAUCCCUUACUCCGGCGCCGCCUCGACGAGGAUUGGUUUCAGCUCAUUGGAAUCUGGGAAAAGAGGGGAUUCCUAUGCGGUGAGGUGUAGCUUAGAAACCGUGAAUGUCAGUGUUGGCCAAGUGACGGAAGUGGAUAAGGACACCUUCUGGCCCAUCGUUAAAGCCGCCGGUGAAAAGAUUGUCGUGCUUGACAUGUACACUCAAUGGUGUGGUCCAUGUAAAGUGAUUGCCCCUAAAUACAAAGCUUUAUCAGAGAAGUACGACGACGUAGUGUUUCUAAAGCUUGACUGCAACCCAGAUAACCGGCCAUUGGCAAAGGAGCUAGGAAUAAGAGUGGUUCCGACUUUCAAAAUCUUGAAGGAUAAUAAAGUCGUCAAGGAAGUGACCGGUGCCAAAUAUGAUGAUCUGGUUGCAGCCAUUGAAACAGCGAGGUCUGUUGGUUCGGGAUGA
Molecule: messenger RNA, 537 nt
Organism: Thlaspi arvense
Lineage: Eukaryota; Viridiplantae; Streptophyta; Magnoliopsida; Brassicales; Brassicaceae
Source: the annotation of a GenBank genome assembly